This is a messenger RNA of Closterium sp. Naga37s-1, 1029 nucleotides long. NCBI's taxonomy places the organism in Eukaryota, Viridiplantae, Streptophyta, Zygnematophyceae, Desmidiales, Closteriaceae. The record is from the annotation of a GenBank genome assembly.
AUGGCACGCUCAAGCUUCGCUAUAACCCUUUCUUUCUGCGUCAUAUUCCUUCUGGCGAUUGCACCUCGUGCUGCGGAGGCGAGGCGCAUUCGUCUUACGGAGAUCCAGGAAACGCUGGAGGAGAUCGCGAUUCGCCUACGAGCCGCAGCGGAUCAGGCUGCUGCAGACCUGGACGCAGCAAAGGCCGUAGCCGAUGCUCGCGCCGCUGAAGAAGCAACUGCCACCGCCAACGUGGCAGCAGCGGAGACGGCGGCGGUGAAAGCAGCAGCGGAUUGGCAGGCGGCAAAAGCGGCGGCAAUCGCUGCAAAGGCCACCGCGAAGCAGGCGCGGAAAAACGCGACGGACGCGAAGCAGGCGACCGCGGGGCUGAAGAAGAAAGCGGAAGCUGCCGACAAGUAUCAGAAGGCGCAGGAGAAGGCGCAAAAGGCGCUGGAAAAGGCCGCGCAGACGAAGGCGCGGAAAGACAAGGCCACAGCGGCGGCAGGCGCACAGCAGAAGACCGCCGACGACGCGACCAAGGCGGCAACGGACGCCGCCAAGAGCAAGGGCAAAGGCAGCGGAGCGGCGAAGGCGGCGGACGCGAAGGCAAAGGCGGAGCAAAAGAAGGCGGCAGAGCUGAAUAAGGACGCGCAGAGCGCAUCCGCAGAAGAGUCCGCCGCGAGCGCGGAGGCAACCAGGGCCACCGCGGAGGCGGCGCGGAUUCUCAAGGUGACCCUCACGCCGGACGAGCAGGCUCUGCUGGACAAAGCGGCUGCGGCGGAGGCGGCGGCGGCGAAGGCGGAGGCGGACGCGAAAGCAGCGGAGGACGCGGCGAAGGCGGCGGAAAAGAUGGCGAAGGCCGCGGCGGUGCGGCUGACGAAGCUGCGGGCGGUGCUGAAGGCCGCGCAGGCGCGCAGGGCGGAGGCGGACAGGAUUGUGGCGGAGAAGGCAGCAGCUGCGGAGGCCGCGGAGACUGCCGCGGAGGCAGCAGAGGCGGCUGCCAGAGCCGGCGCCCCUGGUUCGGAAGUGGAAAAGCACCCAGUUCUUUAG